Molecule: messenger RNA, 1645 nt
Organism: Stegastes partitus (bicolor damselfish)
Lineage: Eukaryota; Metazoa; Chordata; Actinopteri; Pomacentridae
Gene: meis2b
Product: Meis homeobox 2b
Exons: 13
Coding region: 258-1433 (391 amino acids)
Biological process (GO): regulation of DNA-templated transcription
Molecular function (GO): DNA binding
Source: RefSeq, a predicted model, not a curated record
CUCUAAUCCCCUCAUUGAGGAAUCACUCGAAACCUGGUUGCCAGUUAUCAUUGCGCGUUUUGGCAUUCUUGUUAACGCGAGGACAGAUGUUGUUUCCUACCUGUUUUUGAUCUUUUAACAUAAUUUUCGAUCAAUUUUGACAAGCUCCAUGUCACAGAGUCGAACAGGAAUAGAGUUCCCCGCUGGAUUUAAAAGUUUUUAAUCGAAAUACUCAUCAACACCAAACUUCUCUUUACACGGCAGGAAACUACACGGAGAUGGCGCAAAGGUAUGAGGAGCUCGGUCAUUACGGAGGCGCGAUGGAUGGAGUCGGAGUUCCUGCCUCAAUGUAUGGAGACCCUCAUGCCCCUCGGCCCUUGCCCCAGGUUCACCACCUGAACCACGGGCCUCCCCCACACCCGACGCAGCACUAUGGAGCCCACGCGCCGCACAAUAUCCUACCGAACAGCAUGGGCAGCGCCGUGAACGACGUGCUGAAGAGAGACAAGGAUCAAAUCUAUGGCCACCCUUUAUUUCCUCUAUUGGCUCUGGUGUUCGAGAAGUGUGAGCUGGCUACCUGCACGCCCAGAGAGCCUGGGGUGGCGGGAGGAGACGUGUGCUCCUCCGACUCCUUCAAUGAAGAUAUAGCCGUGUUUGCUAAACAGAUGCGCGCAGAAAAACCUUUGUUUUCUUCCAACCCAGAGCUGGAUAAUCUGAUGAUUCAAGCGAUUCAAGUUCUACGGUUUCAUCUCUUGGAGCUAGAGAAGGUUCAUGAGUUAUGUGAUAACUUCUGCCACCGGUACAUCAGCUGCCUCAAAGGCAAAAUGCCCAUCGACCUCGUCAUAGAGGAACGAGACGUCUGCAAGUCGGACUUCGAUGACCUCUCGGGAUCUUCCACCAACCUCGCGGAUCAUAACCCAGCGUCCUGGAGAGACAUGGAUGACACCCAUUCCACACCCUCUGUAGGCACCCCAGGACCAUCCAGCGGGGGACAUGUCUCGCAGAGUGGUGACAAUACCAGUGAACUCGGAGAUGGCAUUGACAACAGUCUGGCAUCACCGGGCACAGGAGACGAGGAUGACCAGGAUAAGAAAAGGCAGAAGAAACGAGGCAUCUUCCCCAAAGUGGCCACUAAUAUAAUGAGAGCGUGGUUAUUCCAGCACCUUACGCACCCAUACCCCUCGGAAGAACAAAAAAAGCAGCUAGCACAAGACACAGGUCUCACCAUUCUUCAAGUGAACAACUGGUUUAUCAAUGCAAGGAGGAGAAUAGUCCAGCCUAUGAUUGACCAGUCCAACAGAGCAGUAAGUCAGGGUACAACUUACAGUCCAGAUGGCCAGCCAAUGGGAGGCUUCGUCCUUGACGGGCAACAGCACAUGGGUCUCCGGCCAGGAGGGCCAAUAAGUGGUAUGGGUAUGAAUAUGGGCAUGGAUGGACAGUGGCACUACAUGUAAAUCCACUUCACUGAGGCAAGCCUUACAACAAGGUCUCCAUGGUUGGCUCAGGGAUCUUCUUCCAUCUGACUGUGCAGCUCAGCACCAGAACUGCCACUGCAGCUGCCAAGUCACACCCACCUGACCAUACAUUGACUUGACCACUUCCACCUCACUUUGCCCAAGCCAGCACAGCACAAGCCUCGAGAGGAUCACCAUGGAAAUGCCUAACC